AUGAUAGGAUUUAACAUGAUAAUUUGCAGGUAUGCUCCAGCAACUCAAUUGUGGAGAGGCAGACUCCAUGUGAUGGGUGGCAGCAAAGAAAACCGCCAUACGCCUAGUGUGGAUCACUGGAGUAUUGCUGUGAAGGAUGGCAAAGCAUUGGAGAAAGAGUGGCGGAAAGAAGCACCCAUUCCCCGUGGGGGACCACAUAGGGCUUGUGUUGUGAUGAGUGAUCGCCUCUUUCUUAUUGGUGGUCAAGAGGGUGAUUUUAUGCCCAAGCCUGGGUCACCAAUUUUCAAAUGUUCUCGUAGGCAUGAGGUGGUUUACGGGGAUGCUUAUAUGCUGGAUAGUGAAAUGAAAUGGAAAGUGUUGCCUCCCAUGCCAAAACCCAACUCUCACAUAGAGUCGAGCCUUGCGGCUAUAAUGGAAACGUAUCAUACAAAAGAAGACGAUUGUAAAAGGAAUGCAUAUAUGGAGGCAGAGUUGCAAUGUUCAAAUGGUAUACAAAGCAUGGAAAGGAAGCUGAGAAUAGCUUGCCAUGCUAGUGAUGCUAAUAUUGAUAAUGUUCUUAAGGUUUGA
Messenger RNA from Prunus armeniaca (apricot), 567 nucleotides. NCBI's taxonomy places the organism in Eukaryota, Viridiplantae, Streptophyta, Magnoliopsida, Rosales, Rosaceae. The record is from the annotation of a GenBank genome assembly.